CGCAGUGUUCGUAGACGCGGGUUUCCGCGGUCUCGGAGAGUGAAUCGAUUUCGCGCGGACCGACGAUCUAGAGUUCAUUUCGGAUUUGGUUGGGGACGGUGUAGGUGGCUGAGCUCCUUGGCACAUCGUGCCAUUGUUGCGUGAGUGUAAAUAAGCGGCGUCCUUUGUGGUAAAGUCCGAAAAGGUCUGGAAGUAUUUGACCAUACGAGACACGCGCCGAACGCCUGAAUUCAUCCACGGGAAGAUUUCCCUCUGGUUGACAGGUUGAACCUAGAUAUAGGGUCGGUGGGCCGCAGGGGGUCACCGUGGACCAGUUCCUCAAAGGCGUCGGGCGGCAGCUGUCUCAGCUGCUGCCCGGCAACAACGAUGUGGAGACGGGGGUGCGCGACCAGCAGCAGACGAUGGAGAUCAUCAAGAAGCCCAAGGUGGAGAAGGUGCGCAUGCUGGAGCGCUUCACCGCCGCGGAACCGGCUCCGGGGACCCUCUACCUCACCGCCACCCACCUCAUCUUCGUCGACCCGCGCAACAAGAAGGAGACUUGGAUCUCGCACAUGCACGUGGGCUCCGUGGAGAAGCUGCCGCUGACGCCGGGCGGCUCGCCGCUGCUCGUGCGCUGCAAGAACUUCCGCUCGGCCACGUUCGUGUUUCAGCGCGAGCCCGACUGUCACGACAUCUUCACGUCGCUGCAGCAGCUGUCGCAGCCAGUGGAACUGGAAGACCUGUACUGCUUCCACUUCACGCCGCGCAGCACGGAGCUGCGCCAGCCCGACGGCUGGGACACGUACGACCUCAGCGACGAAUUCAGGCGGAUGGGCGUACCAAACGACGUAUGGGCGCUGACGGACAUGAACGCUGCAUACGAGGUGUGCGACACGUACCCGUCGCUGCUCUGCGUGCCGGCCGCCGCCAGCACGGCCGUCCUGCUCGGCUGCUCGCGCUUCCGAAGCAAGGGCCGCCUGCCGGUGCUCAGCUACCUACACUCGAAUCAGGCCAGCAUCUGUCGGUGCAGUCAGCCGCUGUCCGGCUUCAAGGCGCGCUGUCUGGAGGAUGAGCAAAUGCUGGAGCUGCUACGCGGCACCAACCCGUCAGAGAAGCUGAUGUAUGUCGUGGAUACGCGGCCCAAGAUCAACGCUAUGGCAAAUAGAGCGUCAGGGAAAGGCUACGAAAACGAGAACUUCUACCAGAAUAUCAAGUUCUACUUCUUCGGCAUCGAAAAUAUUCAUGUUAUGCGAAAUAGCUUAAAUAAACUGGUGGAAACCUGCGAGAGCAAGACGUCGGCCAUGUCGACGUUCCUGUCGGGCCUGGAGUCGAGCGGCUGGCUGCGGCACGUGCGCUCGACGCUGGAGGCGGCGCAGUUCGUGGCCGCCUCGGUGGAACAGGGCGUGACGGUGCUGGUGCACUGCAGCGACGGCUGGGACCGCACCUCGCAGACGUGCGCGCUCGCCGAGCUGCUGCUCGACCCCUACUACCGCACCAUCCAUGGCUUCCAGGCUCUGAUCGAGAAGUGCUGGCUGGCGCACGGUCACAAGUUCACGGACCGCUGCGGCUUCAUCCAGCAGGACCCCAAGGAGAUCUCUCCCAUCUUCACGCAGUUCAUCGAUGCGGUGUGGCAGCUGAGCCAGCUGCAGCCCCAGGCGUUCCAGUUCAACGAACGGUACCUGCUUACCCUGCACGACCACGUGUUCUCGUGCCAGUUCGGGACGUUCAUCGGCAACUGUCACAAGGACCGGCAGGACCUGCGGUGA
This is a messenger RNA of Pollicipes pollicipes, 1745 nucleotides long. RefSeq names its product myotubularin-related protein 8. Bases 402 to 1745 code for a protein of 447 amino acids. The record is from RefSeq and is a predicted model, not a curated record. The transcript is spliced from 11 exons. Gene Ontology annotation, molecular function: phosphatidylinositol-3-phosphate phosphatase activity; phosphatidylinositol-3,5-bisphosphate phosphatase activity. Gene Ontology annotation, cellular component: cytoplasm. Gene Ontology annotation, biological process: phosphatidylinositol dephosphorylation. Lineage: Eukaryota; Metazoa; Arthropoda; Thecostraca; Pollicipedomorpha; Pollicipedidae.